Messenger RNA from Balaenoptera musculus (blue whale), 2782 nucleotides. It is a transcript of the gene ATG16L1, whose product is annotated as autophagy related 16 like 1. The transcript is spliced from 19 exons. The record is from RefSeq and is a predicted model, not a curated record. The coding region runs from base 156 to 2027 and encodes 623 amino acids. Gene Ontology annotation, biological process: autophagosome assembly; negative stranded viral RNA replication. Gene Ontology annotation, molecular function: protein binding. NCBI's taxonomy places the organism in Eukaryota, Metazoa, Chordata, Mammalia, Artiodactyla, Balaenopteridae. Gene Ontology annotation, cellular component: autophagosome membrane.
AGUCCGUCCUGGAUGGCAUCGGGGGAGGCCUGUUCGUGGACCUGAACCCUGGGGCUGCUGGUCCUCCCGCGCCCGCUGGUUGCCUCAUGGUGCGGGCCACGGCCGCCAGCCCCCGUGCGAAUCGGCGGCGCUAAGGCGCCGGGGCAGCGCGCGACAUGUCGUCGGGCCUCCGCGCCGCCGUCUUCCCCCGCUGGAAGCGCCACAUCUCGGAGGAGUUGAGGCGCCGGGACCGGCUGCAGAGGCAGGCGUUCGAAGAGAUCAUCCUGCAGUAUAACAAGUUGCUGGAAAAGUCAGAUCUUCAUUCAGUGCUGGCCCAUAAGCUACAAGCUGAAAAGCAUGACAUGCCAAACAGGCAUGAGAUAAGUCCUGGACAUGAUGGUGCGUGGAAUGAUAGUCAGCUGCAAGAAAUGGCCCAGCUGAGGAUUAAACACCAAGAAGAACUGACUGAAUUACACAAGAAACGUGGGGAGUUAGCUCAGUUGGUGAUUGACCUGAAUAACCAAAUGCAGCAGAAGGACAAGGAGAUGCAGAUGAAUGAAGCCAAAAUUGCAGAAUGCUUACAGACUAUCUCUGAUCUCGAGACCGAGUGCCUGGAACUACGCACUAAGCUUCAGGACCUUGAAAGAGCCAACCAGACCCUGAAGGAUGAAUAUGAUGCCCUGCAGAUCACUUUCACUGCCCUGGAGGAGAAACUGAGGAAAACUACUGAGGAGAACCAGGAGCUGGUCACCAGAUGGAUGGCUGAGAAAGCCCAGGAAGCUAAUCGCUUAAAUGCAGAGAAUGAGAAGGAUUCGAGGAGGCGGCAAGCCCGGCUGCAGAAGGAGCUCGCAGAAGCAGCAAAGGAACCUCUACCAGUUGAGCAGGAUGACGACAUUGAAGUCCUUGCGGAUGAAACCUCCGAUCACGCCGAGGAGGCCUCUCCGGUGCGGGCCGUCAGCAGAGCCGCCGCUAAGCGACUCUCGCAGCCUGCUGGAGGCCUUCUGGAUUCUAUCACUAAUAUCUUUGGUCUGUCCGAGUCUCCCCUUUUGGGACAUCACUCUUCUGAUGCUGCCAGGAGGCGCUCUGUGUCUUCCUUUCCAGUUCCCCAGGAUAACACGGAUAUUCAUCCUGGUUCUAGUAAAGAAGUGAGGGUGCCAACGACUGCAGUGUGUGUCUUCGACGCUCACGAUGGGGAGGUCAAUGCCGUGCAGUUCAGUCCGGGUUCCCGGCUCCUGGCCACGGGAGGCAUGGAUCGGAGGGUGAAGCUCUGGGAAGUGGUCGGAGACAAAUGUGAGUUCAAGGGUUCCCUGUCUGGCAGUAAUGCAGGAAUUACAAGCAUUGAAUUUGAUAGUGCUGGAUCUUACCUCUUAGCAGCGUCAAAUGAUUUUGCAAGCCGCAUCUGGACUGUGGAUGACUAUCGGUUACGGCAUACACUCACGGGACACAGCGGCAAGGUGCUGUCUGCCAAGUUCCUGCUGGACAACGCGCGUAUUGUUUCUGGAAGUCACGACCGGACCCUCAAGCUCUGGGAUCUACGCAGCAAAGUCUGCAUAAAGACGGUAUUUGCGGGAUCCAGCUGCAAUGAUAUUGUCUGCACAGAGCAGUGUGUGAUGAGUGGACAUUUUGACAAGAAAAUUCGUUUCUGGGACAUCCGAUCAGAGAGUAUUGUCCGAGAGAUGGAGCUCUUGGGAAAGAUUACUGCCCUGGACUUAAACCCAGAAAGAACUGAACUCCUCAGCUGCUCCCGAGAUGACCUGCUAAAAAUUAUUGACCUACGAAUAAGUGCUGUCAGACAGACAUUCAGCGCGCCGGGCUUCAAGUGCGGCUCCGACUGGACGCGAGUUGUGUUCAGCCCUGACGGCAGUUACGUGGCAGCAGGCUCGGCCGAGGGCUCUCUCUACAUCUGGAGCGUGCUCUCCGGGAAAGUGGAGAAGGUCCUUUCAAAGCAUCACAGCUCAGCGAUCAACGCCGUGGCCUGGUCGCCUGCCGGCUCCCACGUCGUCAGCGUGGACAAAGGAAGCAAAGCUGUGCUGUGGUCAGAGUACUGAGGGCACCUCGUCAGGAAAGAGCGGAUCGGAAGCUGGAGGGGCACGCGGGCCCCACGGCUCUGUCCUGGCAGGUGGCGCCUGGGCUGUGGCUUUGACCUCCAGAGAAGAGCUCGAGCCGUGGGGCGCAGUUGCCUGCCUUUGAGCAGGGCUCCCCGAGGGUCGUGGCUGAGGUCCCGUGGCCUGAAAGAGUAACACUGAGAAAAACCUGACGCUGCGGUCGCUCAGCAGAGGUUCAGGUUCUUGCCUUGAUUCAAGUGGGAAACACUACUGGCUCUGACCUUGCAUACCUCAGCGGGGUGGGCGCAGGCACCUGCUGGCUUCUUCCCUGGGCGCCGGUGCCGCAGACGCCCCCUGCACCAGGUGUUGCUUCUCCCCCUGUGCUCUCUCGCGUCCUUCCAAAGUCGGUUCCGGCCUGAUGAAUGUCCUGUCACCUCGGGGUCAUUUUCCCAGGGAACUUGCUUUAAUCAUGGAUUAACAGAAACCCAAAUGGGAUUACCCCUGCCCUCAGGUAGCCCACGGGGACGGCCCUGAUUUCUGAGGAGACCGUGGGACUGUGGUCCCCCCUGCUGGUCUGUGUCUUUAUUACGAGGCUCUUACUCUGAUCUCACCUGAUCACUGUUGGAAUUUCCUUAGGUCUCUUAGAAAGCAACUGUUCUUCAAAACUCCUUCCUCCCUCCCCUCCCCGCCCCCCAAUUCUACAUAUCUAUCUCUUGGUCAAGAAAUAAAUCUCAAUUUGGUUUAAAAAAAAAAAAAAA